UUUCAGGGUUUACGUAGGGUUCCAUUUCCUUGUGGAUGAGGGUUAAUCUGUCAUCAGUAACAUUCAUCAUUACUAGACACACUUCUUUCAGUGCCAUUAUCAAAGGAACCUUCAAAAGAACAACCAGUCAGUCCUGACGUUCCAAUAGAGCCUUUGCUGGAUAUGGACAGCAUUAUUAUUGAAGACCAGGUGUUUGAAGCAUACACUGACCCAAGUGAGGUAGAAGAUAGUGAUUUUGGGCAUGAACUGUUGUUGUCUGCAGAAGAAAAGGCAAAAAGGAAGCGCGAGAAACAAGAAGCUGUGCGUCUGCUGAAUGAGCUGAAAUCUGUCAUUGGAAUCCGUGCCAAAAAGUGGGAAGAAAGAGAAAGAAAACUUAUGAAAAAGAUCCAUGCAGGCAAAGUUCCAAACAAAGAGGAGGAUGAAUCUGAGGAAACCAAAUCUGAAGUUGCAGUAUGUGCAGGGAGUGAAAAUGAUCUUUCUGGAUCAGAAAAAUCUGCUGCAAUUAAGUCUGAUGAAUUAGAGAAUGGUCUGUCAUGUGACAUUGUUCAAAAAAAUUAUGCUUCAGAUACUAAGCAAACUCAUGCAGAAACAGACAUCAGUUUGGAGGUAGAAUCAGAGACUGAACAAGAAAAAGGAGAAAAUAAUAAAAUAAAUAAUUUGUGCCAAAGGGUAUACAGGCCUGAUAGUACCAGAAAUAAUUCAGAUUUAACUAUAGAUUCUGCUGCUAGAAGAAACCCCCAAGACAGGCUGGACUCGGGUUCAUUUAGCUUUGCUGCCAAUAUUGCCGCCAUGGCUGCAGCCAGGUCAAGACAGCAGGUACAACUAAGUGUACAGACCUACCAAGACAGUGAUGAUUCUGAUGAUGGAGACUGUAUCGUGGAUGACUGAUACUAAAAUAGUAUAGACAAUAAAAAGAUAAUAGUGAACACAAAAUCAUGAUUCGCUGCUUCUUUAUAUCGAUAAAUUAUUUUAAGGAAUGUCUCAUUUUAAUAUUUCCAAUAACAAAAAGAGGAGAUAGCCAACUUUAUCCAAGAAAAAACCAAAAACAGACUGGCAGAAAUGUCAAAAAAAUAAACUGGUAACAAUAAAGACCAUGUUUUAUUACAAAUACCUCAAACUUCUUAUACUAUUCACAAAGUUCACAGUCCAUUUAAAAUUCUUCUUGGUCGUCUCACUUUGAUCACAUGAGAGUAUAGGGUGUUCAAUGCUUUUAUGAUAAUAUCUUUGGUACUGUUUCUCAUUUGCCUGAGCGAAACUUCUUUUGCUGCCGUUUUUUAAACUGACCGAUUCAACAUUAUGCGUACUUUGUAAGUAUUCUUUCUUCUAUAAACAUUUUAAUAUAUAUCCAUCUUUCACACAUGAAAAAC
This is a messenger RNA of Lingula anatina, 1367 nucleotides long. Its product is annotated as vezatin. Lineage: Eukaryota; Metazoa; Brachiopoda; Lingulata; Lingulida; Lingulidae. Gene Ontology annotation, biological process: cell-cell adhesion. The record is from RefSeq and is a predicted model, not a curated record. Gene Ontology annotation, cellular component: plasma membrane. Gene Ontology annotation, molecular function: myosin binding.